Molecule: messenger RNA, 1484 nt
Organism: Ctenopharyngodon idella (grass carp)
Lineage: Eukaryota; Metazoa; Chordata; Actinopteri; Cypriniformes; Xenocyprididae
Product: Ig-like V-type domain-containing protein FAM187A
Exons: 1
Coding region: 147-1409 (420 amino acids)
Source: RefSeq, a predicted model, not a curated record
CCCAUGUGGAGGAAGAUGAGACCGACAUUACAAUAAAACUUGAAAGGUUAAUGAAGAAAUAUAGCAUCCAAAAAUAGUUUAUAUUGAAAACUCCUUUGUUUUUUUAUUUGUUUUCGUAGUUUUUGGUACUUUACGCCAGCAGAAAUAUGUUAAAAGAAGUGCUGGUCAUUUGUUUUUCAGCCAUCUUCCCAUUGUUACUUUCAGCCUAUGAGGCUCCUGAGGAUAAGGAGGACAUUUUUGCCAGCAGGCCCUGUCCUGCAUUUCUUGUCUUUGACACCGCUGCCUUCAUAGCCGACAUGACCAUUGAACUUCCUUGUCACUGCAAACCAGAGGAGACUUAUUCAGUGGUAUGGUACUAUCAAAAACAAAUUGGCUCCAUGAACACCAAGGUCCUCACGGACUUUGAAGGCACAACGGUGGUGGAAUCAUCCAAAGUUGGCAGAGGGUCAGAUCUGUACAAUCGCUUUUCCAUCCGUUUGUUCAGCCUUCUCAUCUUCAGGGUCCAGAAAGCUGACUCAGGGCACUAUAUCUGUGGCACGGCCUCUGGUGAAUUCUUCUACGGCUACGACGUUGAUGUCCAGGAGGUCCGUCAAGUUUUAUUUCCCUGGAACGUCAAACAGAGAACUCAAGUACAAGAAGCAGAGCCCGUCAGAAUGAAAACGGAAAUGUUUCAAGUGUUCACCAGCUACUGGUCAUGGUCUAAAUGUGACCGCUGUGACAUCCAGGGGGAGCAGACGCGUGUGGGACUUUGUUAUGUCAAAAGCAUUUACCUCCAUGUACGUUAUCAGCAUGAAUCGGGUGCAGCGGCUUCCUGUGGUUCCUCAGCCGUUCCCCAACAGUUUGGACUUUCAGGCAGUGGCUACGGUGCCGAGCUUGAGGUGAGGAACUGCCACACCAGCUGUACUCCGAAACCUACAACAUCUCCAGAGAGACAAGCUCUGCUGAAGUUCCUCGAGUAUGAUGAUCGAGGUGUCACCAUCCACUUCCACAACCACCCCACAGACUCUGAUCUGGUCUUGACCUGUCCUGGCGCCAAACCACAGUACACUGUGGCCUGGGAUAAAGGCUCAGCACCUCUUUAUCGCUCACAGUAUAUGGAGGGUUUGAAUAAGACGUCUCGCAUCUUCAUUGACACCGGUCACCACCUGCACUUCAGGCCUGUGCGUCUGGAAGAUAAAGGCUCCUAUUUCUGCUGGCUCCAAGGCGAGCUGGCUGCAGAGAUCAGACUGGGGGUGUAUCUGCGCUUGGGACGUUUGCGUCAAAUCUCUGACCCGGAGUCUCUCUAUGCACUACAAGUUAUACUUGCUUGCUACAUUGGCAUUACAGCUAUGUUUCUCUUGACUGUCUUAGUCAGAUUUAUUUGGCAGAUAAGCAAGGAAGAUACAUUUGCAGAUAUUAACAGAACUUGAAUGUGCAUCAAUUAUACUGACGUAUGUUUACUGUGAAGUGCAACGUGAAAUUGAAUAAAUAUGCUGCUUAAUGAA